Molecule: messenger RNA, 5837 nt
Organism: Cercocebus atys (sooty mangabey)
Lineage: Eukaryota; Metazoa; Chordata; Mammalia; Primates; Cercopithecidae
Gene: RCOR1
Product: REST corepressor 1
Exons: 12
Coding region: 284-1786 (500 amino acids)
Biological process (GO): negative regulation of DNA-templated transcription; regulation of transcription by RNA polymerase II
Cellular component (GO): histone deacetylase complex; transcription regulator complex
Molecular function (GO): transcription corepressor activity
Source: RefSeq, a predicted model, not a curated record
CCUGCAGGCCCCGCCCCUGCCUCCUCCCCUCUCCGCUCGCUGCUCCCGGAGUAGUUGGUGCCAGUGAAGUGAGGGCGGCGAUGAGAGCGAAAGUUGCGCUCGGCUCGUCGCUGGGGGCUUGAAGCGGCUCCGCGCUCUACCCGUCUGGGCCUCCCCCGACUCGGACUCGCGCCCGUGGGCUCCCGUAGCGCCCGCCCGGCCCCGCGCCCCCUCCCCCGGCUCGGCGCCCCCUCCUCAGGAGCCGCGGGUCCCCGCCACUUUCGCACGGCCCCGGCCCCCGCCGAUGCCGGCCAUGGUGGAGAAGGGCCCCGAGGUCUCAGGGAAGCGAAGAGGGAGGAACAACGCGGCCGUCUCCGCCGCCGCCGCCGCCGCCGCCUCCGCCGCCGCCGCCUCGGCCGCCGCCGCCGCCGCCUCCGCCGCCGCCGCCUCGGCCGCCUGCGCCUCGCCAGCCGCCACUGCCGCCUCGGGCGCCGCCGCCUCCUCCGCCUCGGCUGCCGCCGCCUCGGCCGCCGCCGCCCCCAAUAAUGGCCAGAAUAAAAGUUUGGCGGCGGCGGCGCCCAAUGGCAACAGCAGCAGCAACUCCUGGGAGGAAGGCAGCUCGGGCUCGUCCAGCGACGAGGAGCACGGUGGCGGUGGCAUGAGGGUCGGACCCCAGUACCAGGCGGUGGUGCCCGAUUUCGACCCCGCCAAACUGGCAAGACGCAGUCAAGAACGGGACAAUCUUGGCAUGUUGGUCUGGUCACCCAAUCAAAAUCUGUCAGAAGCAAAGUUGGACGAAUACAUUGCCAUUGCCAAAGAAAAGCAUGGGUACAACAUGGAACAGGCUCUUGGGAUGCUCUUCUGGCAUAAACAUAAUAUCGAAAAGUCGUUGGCUGACUUGCCCAACUUUACCCCUUUCCCAGAUGAGUGGACUGUGGAAGAUAAAGUCUUAUUUGAGCAAGCCUUUAGUUUUCAUGGGAAAACUUUUCAUAGAAUCCAACAAAUGCUUCCUGAUAAAUCUAUAGCAAGUCUGGUAAAAUUUUACUAUUCUUGGAAGAAGACAAGGACUAAAACUAGUGUGAUGGAUCGCCAUGCCCGGAAACAAAAACGGGAGCGGGAGGAGAGUGAGGAUGAACUGGAAGAAACAAAUGGAAAUAAUCCCAUUGACAUUGAGGUUGAUCAAAACAAGGAAAGCAAAAAGGAGGUGCCCCCUACUGAGACAGUUCCUCAGGUCAAAAAAGAAAAACAUAGCACACAAGCUAAAAAUAGAGCAAAAAGGAAACCUCCUAAAGGAAUGUUUCUUUCUCAAGAAGAUGUGGAGGCUGUUUCUGCCAAUGCCACUGCUGCUACCACGGUGCUGAGACAACUAGACAUGGAACUAGUUUCAGUCAAACGACAGAUCCAGAAUAUUAAACAGACAAACAGUGCUCUCAAAGAAAAACUUGAUGGUGGAAUAGAACCUUACCGACUUCCAGAGGUCAUUCAGAAAUGUAACGCACGUUGGACUACAGAAGAGCAGCUUCUCGCCGUACAAGCCAUCAGAAAAUACGGCCGAGAUUUUCAGGCAAUCUCAGAUGUGAUCGGGAACAAAUCAGUGGUGCAAGUGAAAAACUUUUUUGUAAAUUAUCGACGCCGCUUCAACAUAGAUGAAGUUUUACAAGAAUGGGAGGCAGAACAUGGUAAAGAAGAGACCAAUGGGCCUAGUAACCAGAAGCCUGUGAAGUCCCCAGAUAAUUCCAUUAAGAUGCCUGAAGAGGAAGACGAGGCUCCUUCUGUUCUGGAUGUCAGAUAUGCAUCUGCCUCCUGAGAAACUCUGGUGGCUUUGGACACUUGGUGUGGACUACUGUGUUAUCCGGGAUAUCAGGUAUUAUGAGACAUCACCUAGCCAUCUGCAUCACAUCUCUCUGGACAAGCAGCUAUUACCAAAAAAGGCAUAUACUUCCAGUCCUGUGCUCCAUCUGCCUUAAUUCUUUGCUCGUUCCUCCAUGUUGGCGCCACUUCCCAGAGAGCUCCACUGCAUCUCACAGUCUGCCCACGUGCUGGGGAAAUCUCAUGGCCUGCACAUCUCUUGUGACUCUGGGAACCGCCUCCCCCGCCGGAGCCCCCGAGCCCCACCAAUGGCAGCUCUUCCCAGUCAGCAGCUUCAGAGCAGGCAGUCUCCUUGGAAGGCCCGACUCUGUUCCUGCAUGGCCUGCAAUUUCUACUUUGUGCAUAGAGUAAUUUUCAGAGUAACCGCGACCCUGUUGGCCUUCUAGAAAGUUUGUCUUUUUCUUUUCUGAGACAACCACCUAAGUGAUAAUAUGCUUUUUUGGAAAUCAAUAUAUAUUGCCGGACUGCAUCAUAACCUUUAUCAUGCCAAGCAUCCUGAUGCAGCUCACAUUUCCCUAAACAUGGGGUAUAGGUAUGGUUUAUAAAUUGAGUUGGCUUAAACCUCUCCCUUCUCCCUUCCCAAGUGUCACAAAGCUCAUUUACUGCAACUGUCAUUGGACACUGUAGCUUAAAGGGAAUGUGGACCUCAAUGCUUUCUGCCUUCAACUUUUCAGCAUUGUGACCCCAGGGUGGGUGCCACCCCAUCUUUUCCUGCCCCACCCCCACCCCCCAUCUCCAAGAGGUUCGGCCCACAUCACUGUACCUGGUGCUUGUACAUUUGGAAUUGGUGCCUUCUCCUUUUGGCAACCAUGGUAUCAAUCCUUUUUCUCUUUUAGUGUCUUAUUUCUUCUUUCAAGUUAUUUGCUAGCCAAAGAUGACAUCACUGAGAUUAGGAAACAGGGGAGAGCUUGCUGCAGAUUCUGACAGUGCAGAUUUUAAAUGUCAGGAUAUUAGGAUAGCUGUCGCUGGUUUAUGAAAGCUGCAUGUUGUUCCACGUUCUCUCGGUGUGCCUGGCCCUUUAAGUGGCACACUGUAUGUCAGUUUGUGUCCUUCGUGUGCUGAUGUGAUUACACAAACACCAUCCACUCUCUUUUCCUAUCAGAGUACAGGACAGAGAAGUGAUCAAUGUAUUGGUCUAGUGAGACUGAGAUGAAAAGAAAUAACCUACAAAGUGGUCUGUAAUGCCUUUUGGUUGGACUGGGAACAAGUAAAAAUUUCUAAUAAACAUCUUGAGACUUCCAGAAUCACUUUUGUUAUCUUACCAGACCUUGGGCCUGCUGAGGGUUGAGGAGCAGACAGACUGCAUUCUAACAUACCCUGUUCCCACCCCACGGCCAUUCAGACUGCACUAAAUACGCUGAAGUUGCUUUUGUUGUUGUUAUUUGCAUCGUUUGGAUAUUUUUUUUUCUGCUUUCAAUACCAAAAAAAUGCAGAUGCUUUAAGGCAUAAACAGAAUUCUUAAGAAUUUAAAAUAUGCAAUUAAAAUUUGAUAUGUUUUGACUCCCAAGCACCUUGUUUUUUGUUGUUGUUGUUGAAAUCAGCUGAUUAUCUCUUUAGAAAGAGGGUCAGCUAGAAGCCUAGGUUUUUUGGAAUUGCAAAUUUUUUUUAGUAUAGUCUGGAGAAAGGUCCUUCAAAAGGGAAGUUCAAUGGGACUUGCCCGCCCUUCAUCAUCUCGUUCCCGUGCCAGGUGUGUGUUGGUCACGUAAAAGCCUGGGAAGCAUCAGAGGAGUCCCGGAUUGCCGCUGCUGUGUGGAGACAGGGUUAGCAAAACGACACUAGUGAUGAGGGAGGGGCUUCUUUUCACCAUAAGCCUGCUGUGUACACCGAGGGCGGCGGGAGAAGCAUGGGAAGGAGUCAGCCUAAGUUUGCACAUUGCGUAAAGGGGACACUAAGGUAUGAGCUGAAGCUUUAGGUUCUCCUUGCUUCCCUCAAGACCUCCUUCUUGCUAACAGAAGCAGUAGGCAGUUGCUGCAGUACGUUUCUCACCCUGCCAAUAGGUCUGUCUGUGUCUCUCUUAAGGAAAAUAGCCUGGUCCCUCCUGGCAGUGCUUGGAAGCUUGAUGCUGAUUCUUAUAUAGCGUGGCAAGCCGACCAGCAGUGCCAGGCCUUGAUCUGUAUUCUGCACUAUCCCUUUACUGGGUUCCUGGCACUGAAUGGCCUCCAGCCCUGAAGAAUCACUUGUGAUCACAGCAACUGAACUGGGCUUUCUCCCAGAGAGGAAGGGGCGUGUCAUUUUGACUUGACAGAGGGAAAAAUGGGAGCUGUCCUUGACUGCCUUUGUUGUGCUUUCCCGCGUAAGAUAGCACUGUGUUUUCAACUGUUUUCAUUACACCGUCUUUGCAAUGAUGUAAAUGUAAGAGAUCACUCAGCUUUAAAAGCAAAGUGGUUUCAUCUUAUUUAUAUGAAGACUUUUUAACAUAUCAAGAAUUAGGUGCAUUGGCAGGUAGGGUUUGGGGUGUGAUAACUGCUUCAGAUGGAAUGUUCACUUAAGCUUUGUCUUCUUAAAAAUGAUCAAUGUGAAUGUCAUAAUUAUAUAUAUUUUUGUGGAAAACUUUCUCCUAAGUAUAAGUUAUUGUGCAAAAUAUAGUAUCAUUGAUGCAAAUAAUAGUUUAACUUUUAGUUUAGAAAUCCUAAAAGAUAUAAAUUGUAUUGCAUAUGCAUUAAAAGUUUGUUUUAUUUAAUUUUAUGUAGAUGUGUAAAGUGUUAGGUAAAAUUUUUUUCACUUACCCAUUUAAACACCUUGUUACUUGAAUAUUGUGUUGACUGGUCUGCAACAGUGAUCCACUCUGUAAUAUAGCUCUUUUAACUGGGAAGGAACCACGCCCCAGCUGUGCUGAUUACAUUAGUGUUGGCACACAGCCGGGUGCUCGUGUAACACAAGUGCCACGUUGUCUGGGUGUACAGUGUUUGUGGAGACGCCACUUCCUCAAAAUGGUUUUUGAUCGUUUUUAACCUGUAAGACCUUUUGAUGCUCACAAACCUCUAUUCAACACACAAAACAAAAAUGAAAAGGUAGUUGGGUUGUAAAAGUUUACUGUGGUGGACUCAUUAAGCGGUGGUUUUCUGUUCAUCUAAAGUUUCCUCAGAUACCACAGACCACUAUUAAGUGUGCUCAUUGUCACUUUAAAUUUCAGCUAUACCCUAUUUUUGUCAUUCUAAAUAUCAGACGUACUAUUGGUAUAAUUGCACACCAAAAAUAAGCCAAACAGUGCAUUAUGCUAACUGGAUCCCUGCUUUUAUGUGAGCUAAGGAAAGAUGGAGCCAACUCCAACUAGGGCCUCUUUUUCUCUCUCGUCUAUCCUGUUUCUAAACCGAAUGAUCCAGGAUUCAAGCUUCUAGUGUCAAGUGAAACUUUCCUCAGAUGAACUCCAGGUAGCUAGGUCACCUAAAUCUAGUGGUCCUGUGUGAUGCUCUUUCUGCCAGUCCCUGAAUCUCUGCAGCUUCUCUUACCUGUAGUAAAGCACAAUUGCAGUGACGUCGCAUUCCGAAGAAGGAAGGUCAGCAGAGGCUAUGCAUGUUGUGUGAUGAUGAGUGUUUACAGCCACCUUCUCCUAAAACGAAAUUUAUACUGGGGUGGAUAGUAUUCCAUUAUGUAGACUUAUCGACUUUGCUAAGUGCUUUUUAGACAGCUUAAAAAAUUUUCAAGAUUUUAAAAGAUGUAUAAGGUUAAGUUUGCAAAUAUAAUGGAAAUGCUGUAUAUCUUUUGAAGUGAUAAAAUCCACGUUGGAAUUUUAAAGAAAAUAUGUUGUGAUAAUGCUGUUGUAAGUAAUAUUUUAAUGUCUCUUUGCCUGUUUUCUAUUUCAGCACAUUCAUUGUGGUGAAUGUUCAUAGCAUUAUAACUGCUUAGCCAUUGAAUGAUAACAUUUGUUAGUGGAAAUUGGAAAAUUUAUUUGUGAAAUUCUGCAGAAUUCAUUUUUCUAUUUCCAAUAUUUGCUGAGGUUAAAUAAAAAUUUUCAAGCCAUUGAUGUAAUAAAAUAUGAAAUGAAAGCA